AUUGUUCAGUAGCCACACAUACUUCACACAGAGAACAACAUUUUCUCAAAUUGACACAUACAAAAUAUUCAAUUUUUUUGCGUUAAUUUGUGUUCGUUUCCGUCCGUCGUUUAUAUAAUAAUUUUCCUUACACGGUAAUGCCAGAUUUCUCCUGAUCGAAAACUACACACUAACCACUAACACACUAAUCAGCAGCUUUGGAGGUUUUUUUUUGGGAGAAGGCGCAAAUAAUGGGUACUCCAAGAAAUUCUCUGACUAAGGAACACACAGCUUCCAUAUUGGGUUCUGUGAAUAGAAAGUCAUAUCCUCUGCGAUUCGGCGAAACGGAAAAGGGUCCAAUGGCCGAACGAGAUUAUGGAUUGAUGAAAAUUAGCUCGAAUAAAUCGCAGACACCAUAUCCACGUGUUGAGAAGGGUGUCGACCCCGACAUGCUAAAGGCUCGCCUCAAAGACCGGAGACAUAGCGAGGCCAGUAGUCGUAGACUCGAUGAAUCGUUAGCAUCGGAAGUUAUAAUAGAGAAAAUUCAUUUGGUAAAAUUGGAUCCUGCUGGUGUCGAUAGGCAAAGAGAGGAGGAGCGUGAAAAACUACUUAUGGGAACACCUCACCCGAAAAAGGGUAACGCAGUUGACCCCAAACUGUUGAUAAAACAUCUCAAAUUUUCAACGACAUCAACAAGCCGAAGACGUUCACUCGAAAGAGAUUCUACCUUCGGUAGGAGGUAUUCAAAAAGACCCUCCAAGCGAAGCAAACAAGUUUUAAAUGCUAGAUCGAAUCUACUAAAGAGAUGUAAGAAACGUGUCCUUAUCAAUCCACAUCAUCAGUCUAUCGAUGACUUGGACAGUGCGGAUGGAAAGUACUUUCAGGAUGAUUGUCAGAUUUCUCAAUUUAGUAGCUUGUUCGGUAGCAGGACAUCGUUCACCAAGCUAGACUUUGAGGAACGUCGUCGUAAAUUCUAUGAGGCGGAAUUCACAAUUGCCAAGAAGGGUAAACGAAUAGGAGAGUCCAUGACGGUGCAACCCAAUACCGCUCAGAUUGUGGAAAAACAAUCAUGGUUCGCUAGCGAUAACCGAGCCAAGGAGGAAAUUGAAAAGUUCAUUAUUAAACAGGGUUUCGUGAAAACUCGCAAUGAUCAGUUAACCACAUGGAGACAGCAAUCCCGACUAUCACAUUAUAGCGAUCGAGGUUAUGCCAGAAGUAGCCACUAUUCCCGCUCCUCACAGGCAUCACUGAGGAGUAUUGUAUCGUUGAAAAGUCCACGUAUUAAAUUGCCUCAUUAGCGAUAGUGCAAUCAAUGAUUAAAUCAUUUUUAGACUUGACUGCAUUGUCGCCAAUGGUGGAAUGAUCUUAUAUUUUCAACAUCAUUUUGGCCAUAACAUUUAAUAUGUAGACUUAAAUUUCAAGUCAACAAAAACAAUGUAGUACAAUGUAUAAUACAGACGUUUGUAAAGCUUA
Messenger RNA from Drosophila willistoni, 1452 nucleotides. RefSeq lists its product as uncharacterized. The transcript has a single exon. The coding region runs from base 231 to 1277 and encodes 348 amino acids. Lineage: Eukaryota; Metazoa; Arthropoda; Insecta; Diptera; Drosophilidae. The record is from RefSeq and is a predicted model, not a curated record.